This is a messenger RNA of Ahaetulla prasina, 1785 nucleotides long. RefSeq names its product mitochondrial ribosomal protein S5 (gene MRPS5). Gene Ontology annotation, biological process: translation. Gene Ontology annotation, cellular component: ribosome. The record is from RefSeq and is a predicted model, not a curated record. The transcript is spliced from 11 exons. Lineage: Eukaryota; Metazoa; Chordata; Lepidosauria; Squamata; Colubridae. The coding region runs from base 256 to 1476 and encodes 406 amino acids. Gene Ontology annotation, molecular function: structural constituent of ribosome; RNA binding.
CUCAUGGCUGGCGGGGGAAUUCUGGGAGUUGAAGUCCAUACAUCUUAAAGUGAGAAAUGCUAGUUUAUGGGACCAGGAGGCUGCGUCCUAAUGAUAACCCCUCCGAGAGAAGAAGCUCUCAGUGCCUGUCAUUCUGAUGAACUUCAUCUGAUUAACUGAAAAACCGAACUCAUACUUUUACGCGCUCAAAUUUGAGAUCCGGAAGAAGGUGUCUGUCCGCAAGAACUACGGGAGCUGCUGGGGAUCUUUAGAAACAUGGCGGCCGCCGUAGUUGUUGCGGCCCAGAGAGUUUGCAAUGCCGGGAUCCUUAGGACCGCGUGCAGAGGUUAUGCUUUGAUUUCAAAUCAUGGAAUCAGUUGCCAGUAUGCUGCCUUGGCAUGGACAUUUCAGACACAUUGCAACAUUUCUGCAUCAUAUAAUGUGACAGUGCAGCAGCGGAGGCAGAGAAGCUUUUUCAAUAAAUUGACAGCCCACCAACUCUGGAAAGGAGUUGCAGCAGAGAAUACUGCAGGUGGAAGGAAAGGGCGAGGCAAGCGAGGCAAGCAGAAAAGAACGAGGGAUCUCAACAGAGGCCAGGUCCUUGGCGAAGGAAAAAUUGGUUUCCUUUGGCCUGGCCUCAAUGCUCCAUUGAUGGUAUCUGGAAAAGUUCAAAGCAUUACUCAAAGAGAUGAAGAAGACCAGAAGGCUUUGCAGCUAGCAAAAGCUGAGGAACAAAAGCAACUAGACAAAAGAAAGAGAAUACGGAUUAAGAAGGAAAGAGGUUGGACUGGACGAUCCUGGGGAGGUGUCAGUUUAGGACCUCCAGAUCCUGGUCCCAAUGGAGAAACAUUUGAAGAUUUUGAUAGCAGAGUACUUGAGCUAAGAUCUGUAUUUAACAUGACUUCAAAUGAAGGCCGAAAAAGAUCCAUGAGGGCCCUUGUAGCUGUUGGCAAUGGAAAAGGAUCCGCUGGUUUUGCUCUAGGAAAAGCAUCUCACAUGAAGAAUGCACUAAGAAAAGCAAAGAACAAAGCUAUUCGCCAUUUACAGUAUGUUGAAAGAUAUGAAGAUCAUACAAUUUAUCAUGAUACUACAACCACUUUUAAGAAAACAACAAUUCGGAUGAAGAAGCAAAACAAAGGAUAUGGACUUCGCUGUCACCGUGCUAUCAUUACACUCUGCAAACUGAUUGGGGUUAAAGACAUGUAUGCCAGGGUUUAUGGAUCAAGGAAUAUACUGAACCUCACCACAUGUCUCUUUAAGGGAUUAGCUAAUCAGGAAACUCAUCAAAACCUAGCAAACAAGAAGAAGCUCUAUGUGAUAGAAUUCCGUGAAGAAUGUGGCCCGCUGCCCAUUGUUGUUGCAAAGCCUAAUGGACCAGUCAGAGAAGAUCCUGAAUCAGAAGAAGUAGCUCUUGAUGUCAAACUGGAAUGGAAAGAAGUGAAGGCAGAACAGGGAAUGAAGAGUAAAUGGGCUGAUGUCAAAAGAGCAGUUUGGUAGAUUUGGGGAGUAUUUAGAUAUAAAAAUUAAAGAAGAUCCAGCAUAAUUGUAUAAUAAGGCAAUAUUUAUUUCCACAUGAAGUGAAAACAUGUUCUUAUUGCUUGCCUUGAUUAUUGCAAUCCUUAUAAUUUAGUCAUUCAAAACAAUGUAGCCAACUUUCUUCAGUUGGUAUCUAUUUAAAAUGCAAUCAUUUUGCGAUAUGCAGGCUGUUACGGAAAAGAUAUUUACAAAAUCUCUUGACAGGAAAAUGAAUCUUUUCCCAAAUAACUGGAGAAGACAAUAGUAUGGAAAAAUAAAGUUGUAACUGAA